CCCCCCCGUGCACGUCAGAGGUCCUGAAGUCCCUUCCGGAAUGUUUCCGCUCUCCCAAGGCCUAGCGGCUCCUCCCACUCCACCCGUACCCACGCGCAUUCCAGGAUGAAGGGCCUGAAGGUCCUGGCACUGUGGGAUAAGUGAUGGGGACGUCUCUCUACAGAUCCCUUCUACUCAGCACCGGGGGCUUCACCGUGUCUGACUACGUCCAGAAGUUUACGAUAAAUGACAGCUCAGAGGAUAAAACUGUGAAGCCUAAAUUGACCGUCCGGCAUCGAGGCAACCAAGUCCAAGCUGAAGGCAGUCAGUCAGGAGCUGCUAAAGAUGGAAGUGGCGCUGUGGCUGUCUCCAGGGAGACAGUGAAGAGUGCGGUAUGUGGCAAAAAAUCCUCAUGUCCCAGUAGGCCCGGUGCUGGCCCGCCGCCCCCUACGCCGGGCCCCGGCUCCACUCAGGUGGGCCGGAAGCUCCCCUGCCAUGGAGACCGGGGAAAUAGCGCCCCCCGGAGGCCCAGAGGGGUCACUCUCUGGAGCAGGGAGUCCACUCGAACCCAAACUUUCGAGAGAGACGGCGGGCUGGGUGCCGUGGCUCCAGGUGAGGUGUCAUCGGUGCCAUUUCAGGAGGGAGGCGAUGACAGGGGCUUGGCAGCCGCGAGGGCGGAGGGCACUGACCUGGUGAUGACUGAUGUGCAGCCACAGGAAGCUGUGGCUGGGGCAGAAAGUGUUUCUGACAGGAUUAAGAUUGCACCAUUCGUCCAAAAGUCUGUCACCAAGGAAACUCAGCCAGGCACAUGUACAGAGUGGCAGAAGGAGGGAGAACAACAAACAUCCCCUGCAAAGGCUUCACUCUGCUCCAAGAAUGAAGUGACCUCCUCUAAUGAGGAUGUUGUCACAGCAACAGAGCAGAAUGAGAACAGGGCCGUGAAACCUGACUCAAAACACAAGGCCCAACAUGUUUGGGGUCUCUCUCCGAGCAAGCCGGUUCUGUCCAGGCCCCCGGAGAUGAUCCACUCCAAAUUGGGAAGGCUUGGGGGAACCUGUGAGGCAAACAGAGGUUUUGAGAGACAAACAGACACUGCAAGGGGCACCUCAGCCAGCGGAAAUGCUUCAGCCCCUGGGGUCCUGGGGACAAAUUCAGAGGGAAUGCUACAGGUCAUUGACGACUGUCCCCCUUUGCCUGCUCCCUUUGAGCACCGAAUCGUUAGCGCGAAGCAGGUACCCAUGAGCACUUAUUACACCAUCAAGCCCCACGAAGUGCUGGGAGGUGGGCGCUUUGGCCAGGUCCACAAGUGUACAGAGCGAACGUCAGGGCUGACUCUGGCAGCAAAGAUCAUUAAAGUGAAAGGGAUGAAGGACAGGGAUGAAGUCAAGAACGAGAUCUGCGUCAUGAACCAAUUAGACCACGUCAACCUGAUUCAGCUCUAUGACGCCUUUGAGUCGCGCACCAACCUGACACUUGUUAUGGAGUAUGUGGAGGGGGGCGAGCUGUUUGACCGAAUUGUUGAUGAUAAUUACCAGCUGACAGAACUGGACACCAUUGUGUUCAUGCGACAGAUCUGUGAGGGUGUGCAGUACCUCCACCAGCAGUACAUUCUCCACCUAGACCUCAAGCCAGAAAAUAUUUUGUGUGUGAGCACUACUGGCAACCAGAUCAAGAUAAUUGACUUUGGAUUGGCCCGAAAGUACCGGCCACGAGAGAAGCUGAAAGUGAACUUCGGGACCCCUGAAUUUCUGGCCCCUGAAGUGGUCAACUAUGAGUUUGUUUCAUUCCCGACAGACAUGUGGAGUGUAGGAGUUAUUACAUACAUGCUUCUUAGCGGUUUGUCCCCUUUCCUUGGGGACAAUGACACUGAAACGAUGAAUAAUAUCCUGCACUCCAACUGGGACUUUGAUGCAGACGCCUUUGAGAAUGUCUCUGAGGAGGCCAAAGACUUUGUCUCCAGGCUGCUGAUCCCUGAGAAAUGCAGCCGUCUGAGUGCAUCAGGCUGCCUGAAGCAUAGCUGGCUGAAUCACCUGGAAGAGAAGGCCAAAAUGCAGCGGGUCCAGCUCAAGUCUCAACUCCGCCUCCAGCGCUACCUGGCCGCUCACAGGCAGUGGAAGAAGCAUUUUCAUGUGGUCGCUGCGGCAAACAGGCUGAGGAGGUUCUGGGAGAGGCAUUCAACUUCAACCAACCAAGCAUAGGACCAAGGAGGGCCGCUCAUACAGAACACGACUGAACCGUUACGCCAAUGGCACCCCUGCCGUGUCACUAUGGCAACGCUUCUUGACUGAGAGCGUUACUUUUUCUAGCUGGGUACGGAAGCCAUUCUUAAAAUUCUAAAAUCAACUUUCUGAAAGAAAAGGAAAAUUAUACACAAAACAUUUUUGUGUUCUGUUCAUGUAACAGGUUAUGUUCAGAGUACUUUCCUUUUACUGAGCUACAUAGUAUCAUGCUCUUUCUUAUGCUGAUUUGUUGGAUAUUGUUGUGUAGAAUGCUGUCAUAUAAGCUUUAGUGCUUAAUUUAUUUUUUCAAGAAAUUCUCCAUACUAAAUCUUAAUGUGGUGCAUACAUACGGUUAAGUUUCAGUGGGGACACAUGCACACCCACGUUUUUUGCAGUUAAGUUCCUGUAUUAAGUAUGCAUGCUUUUCUCCACGAGAUGGAAUACAUCAGUUCAGUAGAUACAUCAGGUUUGUUACAACUGAGCACUGAUCACAGGAAUUUGAUAAUUAUGGCAGACACUGUACCACAAUGUCAGAUAGCCUAUCUAAACAGUAGACUUUUUUUUAUUUCUCCUUCUGUGAAGGCUGAUUUACCUUAGCUGCAGCAUAUUUUAAAACUGCAUAUUUAUAAUUAUCAAAUGUUUGACAGUUAUAAAACUCUAUACUCUUAUAAAAUAAAUCAUACGCAAAUACUGUGGUCAAAA
Anguilla rostrata (American eel) is the source of this 2900-nucleotide messenger RNA. Its product is annotated as myosin light chain kinase 3-like. The transcript has 13 exons. The coding region runs from base 144 to 2177 and encodes 677 amino acids. Gene Ontology annotation, cellular component: cytoplasm; nucleus. Gene Ontology annotation, molecular function: ATP binding; protein serine/threonine kinase activity. NCBI's taxonomy places the organism in Eukaryota, Metazoa, Chordata, Actinopteri, Anguilliformes, Anguillidae. The record is from RefSeq and is a predicted model, not a curated record. Gene Ontology annotation, biological process: positive regulation of apoptotic process; intracellular signal transduction; protein phosphorylation.